UCCGCAACCAGUUUAAUCCACGAACUGAACAUGGGUUGUUCAGUGCUACUACUUCUUAUCUUGUCUCUCCUGGUUUUGCUCUUGAACCCAGCAUGUGUAUGUGGGAAUGCUGAGCUUAGAUCACUCAUGGACUUGAAAGCCACUAUGGAUCCAGAAGGCCAUUUUCUGUCCUCAUGGACUAUGAAUGGCAACCCAUGUGGUGGUUCCUUUGAAGGAGUGGCUUGCAAUGAAAAGGGUCAGGUUGCAAAUGUUUCUUUGCAGGGAAAAGGCCUCUCUGGGAAGCUAUCACCAGCCAUUGCUGGGCUUAAGCAUUUGACAGGACUCUACUUGCAUUACAACUCUUUGUAUGGAGAGAUACCAAGUGAAGUUGCUAACUUGACUCAGCUUAGUGAUUUGUACUUGAAUGUGAAUCAUUUGUCUGGUGAAAUCCCUCCUGAGAUUGGCAACAUGGAGAACCUUCAAGUUUUGCAGCUUUGUUAUAAUCAGUUAACAGGAAGCAUACCCACACAGGUUGGUGAUUUGAAAAAGCUUAGUGUUCUUGCUCUGCAGUCAAACCAAUUAACUGGAGCUAUCCCUGCUAGUCUAGGUGAUUUGGGAAUGUUGAUGAGGCUAGACUUGAGCUCUAAUCAUCUCUUUGGUUCCAUUCCCACUAAACUAGCUGAUGUUCCUUCACUGCAAGUGCUAGAUGUUCACAACAAUACUCUCUCUGGGAAUGUACCUCCUGCUUUGAAGAGACUAGAUGAUGGAUUUGUGUAUGAAUACAACUUGGGGUUAUGUGGAGUUGGGUUUUCAUCCUUGAAAGCUUGCAAUGCUUCAGCUCAAUUCAAUACCACCAGACCUGAUCCUUAUGGAGCCGGAGUUACUGGUCUGACAAGAAAUAUCCCAGAAACUGCAAAUGUGAGGUUGCUUUGCAAUGCAACUCAGUGCCAGAAUUCAUCAAAAUCCAGACAAGCAACAUCUAUUACAGUUGGCAUAGUUCUGGUUACAACCGUAUUGUCAGCAAUUGGUAUUCUAACCUUCAUCAUGUAUCGUCGACGGAAACAAAGGCUUGGAAAUGCUUUUGAUAUCUCUGAAAGCCGUCUGAGUACUGAUCAAGCCAAGGGCAUAUACAGGAAAAAUGGAUCUCCUUUGGCCAGUCUUGAGUACUCUAAUGGAUGGGACCCUUUGGCUGAUAGUAGGAAUUUCAAUGGGGAUAGACAAGAUGUGUUCCAGAGUUUCAGGUUCAACUUGGAAGAAGUGGAGUCAGCAACUCAGUAUUUCUCAGAGUUGAAUUUGUUGGGUAAGAGUAACUUUAGUGCAACAUAUAAAGGAGUUUUAAGAGACGGGUCUGUUGUUGCUGUUAAGAGCAUCAGUAAAACUAGUUGCAAAUCGGAUGAAGCUGAAUUUCUGAAGGGAUUGAACAUUUUAACCUCACUGAGGAACGAUAAUUUAGUGAGGUUGAGAGGAUUUUGCUGUUCAAGGGGACGAGGUGAAUGCUUCCUGAUUUAUGACUUUGUUUCCAAUGGAAAUCUAUCGCGCCACCUUGAUGUGAAGGAAGGUGAUGGAGAAGUCCUUGAAUGGUCAACAAGAGUUUCUAUUGUAAAAGGGAUUGCUAAAGGUAUUGCAUAUUUACAUGCAUACAAGGCAAACAAACUAGUCCUUGUUCACCAAAACAUCUCAGCUGAGAAAGUGCUCAUUGAUCAGUGGUACAACCCAUUGCUUUCAGAUUCUGGCCUGUACAAGCUUCUCACGAAUGAUAUUGUCUUCUCUGCACUAAAGGGUAGUGCAGCAAAGGGUUACCUGGCUCCAGAAUACACCACUACCGGCCGGUUCACUGAGAAAAGUGAUGUUUAUGCUUUUGGGGUACUUCUUUUCCAGAUCCUCACAGGGAAGCAUAAGGUCACUAACUCAAUGCGCCUUGCUGCAGAAUCCUUAAGAAUUCAAGAACUUAUUGAUCCAAAUCUCCAUGGCAGAGUUGUCGAAUACGAGGCAGCUAAACUUGCAAGAAUGGCUUUACUUUGCUCCCAUGAGUCUCCUUUUGAGAGGCCAACCAUGGAAGCCAUUGUUCAAGAACUGAGCAAUUGUAGUAGCUGUAUCUGAUUUGAAUUACUUAGUUUACUUUAACAAUCAUCACCACACCAGUUUUCUAUUGUUUGGCAAAAUGGCUGAUGAGAUGAUCACACAUGGUGGUGACCUUGUAAGGCUUGACGUUGUGCUGUGUCCUUAACUAAGGACUAGCUUUUCUGUGAAUCUCUUGGAAAAGUAGGUUGUAGCCUAGGAAGGGUAUUUAUUUGGGCAUUUCUUUUCUCUAGUCAUCUGUCAUUGUUGUUGGUUUUUUUACUUUAUUCUUUCUUUUGGGGUUGUAUGUCGAAAUGCCUCUUAUUUUCAAUCUCCCAUUUCCAACUAACCAUAAACCAAAAGUAAAAGCAAUGUCUCCAAUGGAAAUGCACGUCAUAAUUCAUAUUCUCUAGUCCUACAAUGCUUUUUGCACCUAUCUACACCGUCUUCCUUUAGA
This is a messenger RNA of Gastrolobium bilobum, 2494 nucleotides long. RefSeq names its product LRR receptor-like serine/threonine-protein kinase GSO1. The coding region runs from base 31 to 2079 and encodes 682 amino acids. The transcript is spliced from 4 exons. The record is from RefSeq and is a predicted model, not a curated record. Gene Ontology annotation, molecular function: receptor serine/threonine kinase binding; ATP binding; protein kinase activity. Gene Ontology annotation, biological process: protein phosphorylation. Lineage: Eukaryota; Viridiplantae; Streptophyta; Magnoliopsida; Fabales; Fabaceae.